Messenger RNA from Phanerochaete carnosa HHB-10118-sp, 504 nucleotides. RefSeq lists its product as uncharacterized. NCBI's taxonomy places the organism in Eukaryota, Fungi, Basidiomycota, Agaricomycetes, Polyporales, Phanerochaetaceae. The record is from RefSeq and is a predicted model, not a curated record. Gene Ontology annotation, biological process: response to oxidative stress. The coding region runs from base 1 to 423 and encodes 140 amino acids. The transcript is spliced from 4 exons.
AUGACGCUGGAGAAGUACAAGUACACCGCACACGCCACCGCCAGAGGGCAGGGACGCAACGGUGAGGUCAAAUCUGACGACGACGACGGGCUCUCUCUGCGUCUCGCUAUGCCCAAGUCUCUCGGGGGCAGAGGAGACGGCCAGAACCCGGAGAUGCUUUUCGCGAUGGGCUACGCCGCAUGCUUCCUCUCUGCAAUUCAGAUGGUCUCCAACAAAUUCGGAAUGACGAAUGAGGCCAAGAAUGCCGUCGUCCAUACCCAAGUGCACCUUGGCAAGCCCGAAGGCGCGGACGGGUAUGCGCUCGAGGUAGAGGUCCAGGUCGAGGGCGUGCCCCAGGAGCUCAUUGACGCCGGACAUGAGGCGUGCCCGUACAGUCGCGCUUUGAAGCAUGGUGCUGUGGUUAAGGUGUCCAAGAAGGAUUGAAUUGUUCGCUGACUACGUCGAUCUCUCCGGUACUCUGAGCCCUUAUCAGUUGGAUCUCGUACGGCCUCUCAAAUAUCGUGG